This is a messenger RNA of Linum trigynum, 8572 nucleotides long. Lineage: Eukaryota; Viridiplantae; Streptophyta; Magnoliopsida; Malpighiales; Linaceae. The record is from the annotation of a GenBank genome assembly.
UUUUAUUAGGAAAACAAGAAAAGACAUGCAAAAUGAAUUUUGGGAAUUAGUCGGCAGUCGGUCCAAGGCGUCGGUUUUCCUGUGUCUUGCCUUCCACCCUUGCCCUUUGCCCCUUCCCUUACGCCUUCCCCUUCCCGUCCCUUCCCUUCUCCGUCAUUUGACGUGGAGCCAAGCGUCAGCGGAGAACCCUAGAAGAAGGUUCGCAGAAAGCACGAGGAAGAGCAAGAAUCAUCGUUUCAGAAUUCGAAUCCGAUUGUUGCGCAGAUUUGGAUAAAGGAAAGAAAGAGAGAGAGAGAGAGAAAGAAGAGAUUUGAUGGCGAAUGCUGAAUGGCGAAUGCCAUUUGAAUCUCAUCUGGAUCCACGUUGACUUCUUCUCAAUUCCCUUCAGGUCAGACAUCUCUCUCCCGCGGCAAUCUUUUGGUUUGCUUUCUGUCCCUCCCUUCAUUGAGGCGAGGCAACAUUUCAGGGGAAAUGAUGCUUUCUUGUUGUCCAAGUUGGAGGACUUGAUUCAAAGUUUUCUGGCUCCUCUCUGGAGUUCCAUUUGCUUGUUUUGUUUAUCGAAUUGGAUGUUAGACUUGUCGUUCCUGUUGUUUGUUGAGUUCCAUGCCUGAUGGGUUAGCUUGGCUUGUGUUCUUUUGAAUGGAAAUGGAGAUAUCAUAGCUAAGUCCAGCUCCACUAGUUGGGAUUUUCGUAGAAAUGAAAGCUUUUUGGCCGUUUUCACAAUCAUAACUAUUCGCCUUGUUUGGCCAAUUUGUCAAGUAUGGUUUUGGGAUGAGCAGAUUGUUAGUUGUGAUAGGAAGCAUCGUUUGCUAUGAACUGUUCUCGGACUUCUCAGUCUGCAUUAGAUACAAGCAACCGCAGGAGUCUCUGACUGCACAAAGUGCAUUUCAGGAGCGGUCUUUUUUCCUGCUUGCAUCGUUUCCUAUGAACCAACCCUCAGAAGUACACUAAUACACACCCUAUCUUUUUGUGCAUAUUAGCACUUUAACUAAAAAGGAAUUGGUCAGCCCUGCUUACCCCAUUAUUAAACAAACGCAAAAUGGGAUAGCUGUAGCAAUUACUGUAUCCUGCAUCUUUGAAUCAAAAUUACCAAUGCCUUCGUUCAUCUUUGUUAAUCACCAACUAUGUUUUUGAUCCCAUAUAACCUCGUUGCUUGUGACUUUGUUAACUGUGUUGCGUCACGCAUAAGUGAAUUCGGUGAUAUGCUUAGGCUUGUAAUUUCCCAAUAAUAAUUAAACUGAUCCCCAAGCGUGCCACUGGUGUGGAAGUCCCCCUAUGAUAUCCAUUACAAGACAGUAUAUGAGAGAAAUAUUUGAAUGAAGAGUCAAUAGCUGUCUAGUGUGCUUGCUAGUAUGGUUAUUGUGUUUAUACCCCUAGUAUGCAUUUUGUUUAAUGUUCCUUUCCUAUUUUUUUUCAGAUUCUGGAGUCACUACUGAGAUGUUCAGUUGGAGGUAUAGGGUUUGCAAUAAUGCAUGCGAUUUAGUACCGAUUCAACAUUGUCAGCGAUGCCAUUAGUAUCACAUGAAGACAUUUCAGAAACUGAACCCAUCUUGCCCAAGUCUGAUAUUUCACCACAGGUCGAUGGAUCAUCAUCUUCACGUGAGAUCACUACAUUAGAACGAGACUGUGAUGAGUUACAAAGUGUGAUCAUAGAUGAAACUUGCCGUCUGGUCAACCCGGACCAGCCACAAUGCCGUAUAUGCCUUGAUUAUGAAGGUACACCUAUUAUGCCAUGUUCCUUUUUGUUUUAGAAUAUUUCUAAAGCCAGUAGAAAUGGUGGCUUUUGGACAUUUGUUCGGUUUGUGAAUCUGAUUUAUGUUCAUCAAUGCUAAAACAAUUGCUCACAAUUUCAGGUGACGACUUAAUAGCACCAUGUCAUUGCAAAGGCACUCAAAAGUAUGUUCAUAGAUCUUGUCUUGAUAAUUGGAGGUCCACUAAGGUGAAUUGUUGUUCUUAUGUUCAUUCAGGGUUUUACUCUGAUGUUUGGUUCGAUUCUUUCUGUCCUUGUUUUUGUUACCUAUCAUUGCAGUUAAAAAUUAGAAGAGUGUAGUUUUUCAGAAUGUUGAAUAUUCAAUAACUGUAGGCUUCAGCGUCUGGUUAUGAGCAACUGAAGCUUUUGAUUAAUUUCUGCUCCAUGUUUGUUUCAGGAGGGCUUUGCUUUCGCCCACUGUUCUGAGUGCCGGGCGUUAUUUGUACUGCGUGCAAACGUUCCUCCUGACCGCUGGUGGUUGAGAUUAAAAUUUCAGUUCCUUGUUGCUCGGGACCAUGCGUUCAUCUUUAUUGUUGUUCAGCUGGUAUGUUGAUGAGUUUUCUCAUCGUUCUUUAUCAGACUUGGAAUGUGAUUUCAAGUACAUUAGUUGUACUUCGUUUGCUAAUUCGCAAAGAGGAUGCUAUGAAUUGAUUAUUUGCCUGAUUGAUCAAAAUGUGAAUUCAUGAAAUGCUGAUCAUCAGAAUUGCGUUGCGAUUUGCUGAACUGAUGUUAAUGUUAUAUGGUGCUCUUUUAUGGAAUUUAAGUUAAUCUAACUUUAUUUCAGCUGACAAGGAUGUGACAGCAGUGAUAGUUUGUAAGGCUCUUAUGCUUUUAUGUUAAAGGCACAUAGAACUCGUAUUGUUUGAUUCGGAAAUUUUUUUAUGUUACUUGUAAGUGUUAUCCUUGAAAUUUCUACCUUUUAACUUGAUCGUCUUUUAUCUCAAAGUUAUUUAGUGGUAUGAACCUGUGGCAAUACCAUAAUGAUACCUGUUGACAUUGUUGGAUGUGAGUCUUAUGUGUGAUACAACGUUGCCAACUGGACUAUAAUUUCAACUAUUUGGACUGUCUGUCUUUUCGAGAGCACAUUACUUGAUAUGCAUUCCUACCAUAUUGUAGCUAAAGUUUUCAUGGGUUCAAAGAGUUACAUAAGUAUUGGGUUGUGCAGAUUGUUGCUUUUCUGGGGGUACUGGUGUACAAGUUUUAUGGGGAAGAGCUCAGAGAAAUGUUUGGAUACGAAGAGCAUCCUUAUGGAUUUUAUACGAUGGCCGGUAUGUACCGUAAAGCAAUAUCUGCUAUACAUGUGAAUUUUUCAAUGGAAGAUUGUAAGAGUGGGAAUGUCUAUUCUGGAUUAUCAUUUUUUUUUAUCUAGAUUGUCUGAAUCAUCAAAUGUGUUUGUGUUGCCCAUGAUCAGUAACUCUUGUUUUUUUUUUGGUCACCUAAUUGCAGUUUUGGCUAUUGUCCUGGUGGGCUUGCUCUAUGGUUUCUUCAUUGCCAUAAUAUGUGGUCAAAGGAUCAAUGAGCGUCAUUACCAUGUUCUUGCCAAACAGGAGCUGACAAAGGUAUGCCAUUUAACUUGUAGUGCCCUUUCGUCAUGCUCAAUAUGUUGUUGUAACCGAAUUUCUCUUUUGCCUCUUGCUGCUUGCCUCUGCAAACCUCAUUAAACAAUGAUAGUUUUGACGGUUAAAUGAAAAAUCAUCAGCAUGCUACAGCUACACUGAGAGUAAAUAGUGAACUGAAAAAGGUAGCGAGCAUUUUUAACUGAAAGGUGAACAUAGUUGUUCGCAGGUUUGGAAUACCUUUUCUGUUUUAGGUCAUUAGGUGUCUGCCCAACUGGCAGGCUAGUCCUGCCUCCUCUGAGGUCUGGGAAAGCUCUUUAAUGUUAGGUUUAAAUGACUAUGUCGUAAGUUAAAAAUUUUCAAGGAUGCAUGGGGAACAAGGCAAACCGAGUAGUGAGAUGGUUAGGUCCGUUAGAAGGCUGAUUGAACUAGCUAGAAUUGGUAACGUGGAUCUUCAUUCUGAUUGUAGCAAGGUGUUUUUGUAGUAAAAGGAGUAAUAAAUGAGUAGUGACAGGUAGGAGAUAGUUUACACUUUACUAAUUCUGCAAAAUUGCAGCCACAUGUAAUGGUUAAGAAUGCUUUCAACCUAGUUAAAGGGGGGUUGCAUUGAGCUUCAGUAAUUUUUUUUUAUAUUGCCCAUAAAAAAAAAGAGACAGAGAGACUAUGUCUGGUUUGUCAUCAACACAGUCACAACAACAGAAGGUUUCAUUUUCUGGCUUUCCUGACAUUGGAGUCGAUUAUGGUGUGGGAAUAAAGGUAGCUACUUAUAGUACCCAUGCAUGCACUAGACUUCACACAAGCAUAAAAAACAGAAUACUAUUAUUUUUUACGUCAUUUCUUUGCAUUCAGCCAAACUGGGGCUUGAAAUGGAUUUUUGUCUAUAUGGGGGGCUUACCAUGUGAUCGGCAUUAAGUUUGUUAGCUGGCUGUAGCUUAAAAGAGAUUCAGCCUUCCCAUUUUUAUCUAUCCUUAUCCUGUUUUCUUGGUAUGGCAGAGCAGUUUUGUUCUUCUCCACUUAAGUUGACUCUAGCAAUUCUAAUGUGGUACUUUUUGCAAAGUCAGGAGUAUGUGGUGGAAGACCGAGAGGCUAGCAAGAAUGUGCCUGAACUUGAUCCCAGCCACAUUACAGAACUAAGGAUGUUAGGCCUCUUCUAGUUCUAAUUUGGAGGCUCCUCUCCUCUAGGUAAGUGCUUUAUGACAUCUCACGCUGACAGUUGAUGCCUCAUUCCUCGAAACCUUUCUGCUGCCCGAACUGUUAAAAGACAGAAACAAAGAGAUCCAUUUGGUUUACGUUCUUCCUCUUUAUAGUAUGUGCCUUAGAGAUCUUUUUUGGCUCACAUUCUUCCUCUUUCUAGCCUGUUCCUUAUUAAUUACUUCGACCAUUACCAAAUUUCCAGGUUCCUCAUGAGGCUAGUGCGGAUCUGGUGAUAUAGCUUUCAAAGUCCACCAUCCUCCCUCCGAUGCCUUCCUCCUCGUCCUGCAUAUGGACAAUGCACAACAAACAGGAUCCAGGUCAGGUCCUGUUGUUGCCUACUGCAUAUGAAAUGAAACAAUACGAAACAUUCAUGUCGGCACACGCAUCUCAAUCAAAACAUGUACAGUAUACAACCGAGGCGAGUGGUUUUGUUUAUACGAACUCCCCAUCCUUUGUUUGCGCGUCCAUGACUCGUAAGUACAGUAGAGCUGGAUGGAUAUGUUUUUUGUUUGCCAAAGAACCGAUGAGAGAUGGCAUAGUUGUGUUUGAUUGCAAGGAACUUACUCAUCCAUAAGAUAUAUGAUACGAUUAGUUGUGAGAUUGAAGAUUUUUUUCCUAUUAUAAUUUGGACAUCCUUUUCUUUUUUUCAUUUUUUGUUGUACAUAAUUUUGCAAGCAGAAUUCAGGAUCAGGAGAUAGGCUGUUGAGCAUUUGUUUGUUUGUCAGAAACGGGUCAUGUGUCCAACCCAAAAGGGAAAGGGUUACAUGUUAAUUUUCUUAUCCUGUGAAUCGCCUUUAGACUACGAUUACCCUGCUUAUUGCCGCUUUGAAAUUGCCACUAGAGCUAAUCUUGUAUCAGUUCAAUUGUAAUUAUAAUGAGAACAUUGAAUACCAAUACUAUGCUGCUCCAAGUAUCUUCAACAUCAGUUCGCAACUCCUGCCAUUUGCGCCAUUGAAGAUGCUCUUAGAAGUUGAAAAGGUUGUGUUCAGUUAAAUAUGUUCUUUUUUUUAAUAGCAUUGUGUACUGAGUGAAAUAUUAAAAUGUCCAACUCAUUUAAAUAUGUUGUUAAAAUAAGUGAAUUGCUAGGAUUGACACAUGUCAAAAUGAUUAUUAGAUUGGGAAACAUGUAGAUUUAAAAUGUCGUUUGUUGACUGAUAUUUUGUGCACCAAUCACAAAUAGCAAACCAUGACAUGAAUAAUGAAUUCCACAAAAUAAAUCGUGUUGUAAGAUCAAAAUUAUUUUAAAAACCGUACAAAAUAAAUUGAUUCAUUUAAACGAUUGGAUAGAACUCUCUCAAGACAACUAGCCGCAGACACACGAGAAACGAUUUUGUGUGAUGUAUCGGAAGAUCCAUCAUCAGUUACACACGUUUGUGAAAAUUAUUAUAGAAAUCGACCGGCCAAUCAGACACAAAUAUGUAAGAAAGUCGUUCGGUUUGUAUGUGAGUUUGACUUCAUUGUAGAUUGAUUGCCUGCAUAGAGAGUGAAUUAUGACGACAACGACGAAAGCAUAAUCCUAUCUUUCGACUAACGAGUUGGGUUCAAAACUAUUACGAAGCUCAGCUAUCUUUAGCUCUACUGUGUCAUGGAUCCGUCGCUGACUUUGCAUGUGCAAGCACACACGUAACACGUUACACACGUAGCACCAGCAGUGCAAGCGCCAAAAACCGCGCCACAGCAACACCGCCAAUAUUUGCGUUUCUCGGCCAAUCCUAAAACAGUCCCACCACUUUUUCUUUAUCCAACCCACUCCUCUUCCUAUUUAAUCCCCAAAAUCACCUCGCGUCCAAUUUCCUCCUCCUUCUCCCCAGUUCCUUUCUCCACACUUCAGAGAAAAAACCAAACCCCAUCCAAUCCAUCGACGCCAAUGGCUCGCUCCUUAUCCUCUUCCCGCACUUAUCUCGCUGCUGCUGCAGCUGCAGCUUCCAGAUCUUCUUCCUCCGCAGCUUCGUCUCCUUCAUCCGCCUCGUUCCGCUGCCUCGCCCUCCGCUCCAACUCCAACCUACCCAACAACAACGCCGAGCCCGCGGCCGCCGAUGAAUCCACCGAUCCUCUCCUCAGAAAGCUCGAGGACGCCAUCCACCGCAUCAUCGUCCGCCGCGCCGCCCCCGAUUGGCUCCCUUUCCUUCCGGGGACUUCCUACUGGGUCCCUCCGCAUAGAUCUGACGCCGGCUGCUUGGGGAUUGCCCAGCUCGUCGAGAAGCUUGCGAAUCCCUUGACCGACGAGGAAUCUCGCUCCGUUACCUCCGUCCGCGGCUGGCCUUCCUCGGAUUAUUUCAUCAAAGGUGCCAGCUUCGGACAGUUGCCUGUAUAUAACACAGCAGAUGAAUUGGAGAAGGAUUCAACUUCAGAUGAAGUUAAGACCGAGGAACCGUCCAGUCAUGCCCCUGAAUCUGAGACGGAGGAAGGAUAAUUUCUAUGAUGGGAUUUCGCAUCUCGGUAAGCAAAAUAUUCUUCAUUAGAUCCAUCUCCCUCUCUCUCUCUCUCUCUCAAGCCCACACACACACACACUCCAAGAACAGAGUCACACAUACAAACAAACGCUACAAAUACAAUGGGAUGCCAUAUUCGUCUUGUCUGGGGUUUAGCUUUCUCUCUUCAGGUGUGGAUUUCAUAUUUGUGCUUAUGCAUAGAUUUAUCUCAAUCUACAUUUGAAAUGAAGUAUCUAUUAGGUCCUCUGCUCAAUCUAGAAGGAAUAAGAGCUUCAGUGUUCAUGGGUGUAUAAAAAGGCGAGUGCUUUUGUUACUCUGAGGGCGUGGUAGAUUGUAUAGAUAUGAUCUAAGCGUGUAAAGGGACAAUGUAGCACUAAUCUUAUCCUCUUAGGUGAAGCAGGGGCCGCAGGGUGACCAAGGGCUUCUCUGACUAUUUAUUGCAUGCUGCUGUUUUGACAGAGGCUCGUCCGGAUUCGGAACUUGAAUGUAAAUCAGACAAUGGAAAGAAGCGGGAAGAAGCUUUUUAAGGUAACAAGGGUGAUAAAGAAUGAAGAACCAAUUGGAGGAGGAGCUGUACAGAUGCAAACCCUGUGGAGGUUUAAAUAAUUUGAUCUUCCAGUUGGUGGCUGUGUAUUAGUUGGGAAUGAUAGCCCGCUGUUCCACUGUAUCUAGCAAGCUGAAGAAGAUCCAUCCAUUUUUAUGGUUUUUCCCCGUUAUAAUGCUGAGUCUUGAAACCUCCUGUAUCUUUGCAUGUACAUAUGUUUUCCCAAGAAGAUAAUGGUACUGUCGUUUCCCUCUUAUACUAUCAGGCUAUCAGCUUUUGCCCUCUGUUUGGCAAAAGCACCAACUCAAAAGUGUCUCAUCUCAACUCUUGAAGCUGUCAAAAUGUGCACUAUUUGAGGACUGUAACAGAUGGAUUGCGAGAGAAAGCGAAGCCAGCAAAGUGAUUUUUUAGAAUGUUUCCGCACAGAUUCAUAUAUUUAAACUGGCGAUUACAAGAAACGUCUACCCACCAAAGAAGCUGGGUACAUCAAUACUAGUACCAUACUAGACAAACAAGAUCACAUAUGUCACAGUUUGUGUUCUUGCUUGGUUGGAGAAGGGACACGAAAGAUGGCCAGAGGUUGAAGAAACUCAAUGGGACUUCUUCUGCUCACAAUUCUCAUCUAGUGACUGAUCAACUUGGGAAUCAGAUUGAUCAGUAGCAGCACCUUUGAGUAGGCCUCCAAACAACUGUGCUGGGUCAAAGUGGAUCUCCACAUCUUCUGCCCUCAUUGAUUCAUCAACCUUUCAAUAUACCACACAUUAUCAUCAAUAGUUACCCUUGAUGGAGAGUUAGCAGAACCAAUGAACAAUAUUUACCUUCAUGACGCCAAUGCCGAAGAAGUGCACCAUCUCCUCUGUGGGAGCAUGGCCUCUGAAAGGACCCUCAGAUAAGCCCCAGUGCCUGAACUUGUAGGUAAUCACAGGAGGGCCAGAGUAAACAAUGAUGACCUCCCACGCAAACCCUCGUGGGAAGGCCGAUCGAAACGCGCGUCGUGAGACGAUUCGAAGUUCUCCUCUUCGACCCUGUAGUAUCGGAACUGCUCGGGAAGAGAGUUGCUUUCGGUAUCAAAUAUGAAAAAAUGAGCAAAUUUAGU